This is a messenger RNA of Eruca vesicaria subsp. sativa (arugula), 1770 nucleotides long. The record is from the annotation of a GenBank genome assembly. Lineage: Eukaryota; Viridiplantae; Streptophyta; Magnoliopsida; Brassicales; Brassicaceae.
CGAUUUUCAUGAAUUUUCCAAUGACAUAUAACCAAGAAAAGGUUUAUUUUAUCAAAAGAAAUCUCUAAUUAAUAGUGUAUACAAUAAAGAGAGCCUUUAUUUUUGAAAGGCUCUUUUGAAGAUGGAACCGUAACCGCUUCAAACGUAUAAAAAUAUACUAAACGAUAUAGGUACCGUUUGUCACACCAAAAAGUUACCACUUUGCUAUCUCACUUUCGAUCACUCCCGCCGCCGGCAAAUCAAACCCAAUCCACAGGUUUGGUUCUCGUGAUGUCUGGGCGCGAUAGGAUCAGCGAGUUGCCGGAAUCUUUGCUUACUCAUAUACUCUCAUACCUUCCGACAAAACAAUCGGUGCAGACAAGUGUUUUGUCUAAGAGAUGGGAGAAUCUGUGGCUAAGUGUUCCCAGUCUUGACUUAGAUUGCUCUUAUAAUGUUAUUCCUUAUGAUGCCGAUGAAGUGCUCUUAAGCUUCUUAAGCUUCAUUGACAAGCUUCUCGAGUUUAGCCCUGAGUCAAGUCUGUUUAAAGUUAAGGUUAAGUGCAGAGACGCGAUGAUAGAUGGGUUCAGGGAUCGGAUGGGUAUAAUGAUUAACCGGGGGACACAACAUCUCGAUGUUGAGAGCAGUACCUAUUAUAUAGAGGACGACAAAUUUCCCUAUCCUAUUGUUGACAUGAUGCCUAUGAAUCUCUACACGAGCAGGACAUUGGUUUACUUGAAGCUCUCGUCUUCUGGUCUUAGGGAUCCUGCUUUUGUUUUCAUGCCUUGUCUUAAAUUCAUGCAUCUUGAAGAAGUUAAGUGGCGUGUGCAUCUGGAGAAACUCGUGUCAGGGUGUCCUGUUCUUGAAGAGCUGACUUUGGUUAGGGAUCUGGAUGAUGACUAUGCACUUAGGAAUGUUGAAUUUGGGGUUAUGCGGGUGAGGUCUCAGAGCUUGAAGAAGUUUCGUGUGCCGCUUAAGCACGGAAGGAAUUGCAGUUCAGUAGUGAACUGCACACUUGAGAUUGAUGCUCCAGGGCUAGAGUAUAUGAGUCUCGGAGAAGAUCAAUUUGAUAGCAUUAUUGUGGUAAAGAACCUGACUUCUUUGUUGGUGGUUGACCUUGAUAUCAAGUUUGUUGUCGAGUUUGGCGUGUUCUUUAAUCCCUGGAACUUAGCAAAGAGAAAUGAAAUCGGUGAUUUUCUCAAUGGGCUAUCGAGUGUUAGAGAUAUGAUCAUCUCUGCGGAAACAGUGAAGGCUCUUGUUCGCUACUCACAAGUAGGAAUGAUUCCUAAAUUCAACAACUUAUCCCGUUUAGAAGCAGUGUUCCCUAGCCACUUGUUACAGUUUCUGCCAGUCUUUCUCGAGUGUUGCCCGAAUCUGAAACACCUAGUCUUGAAGGUUGUUCAUUCAGAGGAGUGGGAGGAGGAAUUGGAACUCACAGAUGUGCCACGGUGUGUCUCAACGACUCUUGAGUGUGUUGAGAUAAAAGAUAAGUUUGAAUGGGAGGAAGGGAAGAUGAAAGUAGCCAGUUACUUUCUUGAAAACUCAGCUGUACUGAAGAAACUCAUUCUGAGCCCAGCGGCUUAUGAUCAGAACGUAUACGAGAAAGUUAAUAAACUCACAAAACGUUCUCCAGGAUGUCAAAUUAUCAAUGAGUGAGAGUUCAUCAUCAGUGUAUGAGUCUUCUUUUUUAGUCCUGGUUUGAUUCCUUAGACUAUUGUUGUUGAAUCUUCUAAAAGUCCCAUUCUCAGUUUCUUGGAUGGUUUUAGAUAAAUGAUGAUCUUAAAAUGUCAGUUC